Messenger RNA from Arvicanthis niloticus (Nile rat), 3462 nucleotides. It is a transcript of the gene Flywch1, whose product is annotated as FLYWCH-type zinc finger 1. Lineage: Eukaryota; Metazoa; Chordata; Mammalia; Rodentia; Muridae. The record is from RefSeq and is a predicted model, not a curated record.
GAGAAGACCCGGAGAAGUGGUAUCCGCCUCAGGAAUGGCUCCGCGCCUCUGUCGCGCAUGCUCACUAGUAGUGUCAAGGCUUUCCAAGCCGGUGUCUCACGGGGGCGCGCGCGCGGGCACGGGCUCGCUCCCCAGGGGGUAGUUGGCGGCGGGAGCGGGCGGCGGGGUCGUGGUUCCUAGAGCAGCCCGGGCUGCUAGGCCGGCGCCUCCGUUGGCGGACACUUACACGAAGGACCGGGCGGCUCAGCCGCCGGAGAGGCAGGGCCCGCUGCGGUCGGACGGAGGCUCUGAGCGCCCACAUUCUGUCCUAGGAGGAGGAAGAGGAAAAGAGACCCAUCUGCCAGUGGGCUGAAGGUGGCCUUGAGGGCCAUGCUCUCGGUCUCAGGAUGCCCCUGCCCGAGCCCAGUGAACAGGAAUGUGAGAGCGUGCAAGCUGGCCAGGAGCCUCAAGAGUCCUCCAAUCUGGUCCCAGCCAGGGAUAAAGAAAAACCCAAAGCGACAGAUGUCUUGUCCCAGGAGACGUCUGGCACUGCCACCCUACCUAACAAUACCCUCCAGGUCGCACCGGCCAAGAAGCAGGGACGGAUAAUUCACCGGAAACGUAGCAGGGUAGAUGCAGUUCCCCCCCAGCCCCUGGAGUUCCGGAAGACCCCAUUUGGGAGCCGCCUUCUAGUGCACAAGUCAUUCCUGUACAAGCAAGAGAAGGCUGUAGGGGACAAGGUGUACUGGAAAUGCCGCCAGCACUCAGAGCUAGGCUGCCGGGGACGGGCCAUCACCCGUGGCUUUCGAGUCACAGAGAUGCGGGACCACUGUCACCCACCUGAGAAGGAGGGCCUGGAAAGGAAAAGACGCAAGAAGAAAAAGCUGCCCAGCUCAGAACUGCCUGAAGGCGCCGAAGGACAGGAAGAUGGGGUGAGCCUAUGGCUGUACCCUGUGGAGCCGGAGCCCGCCCCUCAGCCCAGCUCUGAAACCCCAGAGGAGGAACAGGGGUACCGAUCCCUGGCACUGCAGAGCCUACCUCCCAAGAAGCGCCCCACACCAGGAGUGGUACGGUAUCGGCCUCUUGAGUUCCUGAAGACAUGCUAUGGGGGUACCUUCCUGGUGCACCAGUCCUUCCUCUACAAGCGGGAGAAAACUGUAGGAAGCAAGGUGUACUGGACCUGCCGGGAACAUGCAGUCCAUGGCUGCCGUAGCCGAGCCAUCACGCAGGGCCAGCGCGUGACCGUGAUGCGCAGCCAUUGCCACUCACCUGACAUGGAAGGCUUGCAGGCCCGGCGGCAGCAGGAGAAGACCAUAAAGAAGAUACAGGCAAGGCGAAUUGGGGCUGGGGACUUGGAGGAUUGCGAUGACAUCGAGGACUCACUGCUGCAAGGGGUGGACAGCCUGUUCUACCGCAGAGGGCAGGGCACACUGACUCUCAGCAGGUCCAAGUCCAAGUCCAAGUCCAGGUCCAAGUCCAAGUCCAAGUCCAGGUCCAGGUCCAGAAAGCGAGCAAAGAAGCAGCAGGAACCCUUGCAGGAAUCCCCCGAGGAGGACCAGGAUGUGGAGCCUGGAGGCCCAGAGUUCAUAAAGACCCCUCUGGGGGGCAACUUCCUGGUGUAUGAGUCCUUCCUCUACAGACGGGAGAAAGUAGCUGGUGAGAAGGUGUACUGGACUUGCCGGGACCAGGCACGCAUGAGCUGCCGCAGCCGUGCCAUUACCCAGGGCAGGCAGGUGACUGUGAUGCGGGGCCACUGUCAUCCACCUGACCUGUUAGGAUUGGAGACUCUGAGGCAGCGGGAGAAACGCCCAGGCCCCGCUCAGUGGGAUGGCCCAGAAGGGCCUGAGUUCCUAAAGACCCCUCUGGGGGGCAGCUUCCUGGUAUAUGAGUCCUUCCUCUACAGGCGGGAGAAAGCUACCGGAGAUAAGGUGUACUGGACUUGCCGGGACCAGACACGCAUGGGCUGCCGCAGCCGCGCUAUCACACAGGGCCAGCGGGUGAUGGUCAUGCGCAGACACUGCCACCCACCAGACAUGGGUGGCCUGGAAGCUCUUCGGCAGAGGGAGAACUUCCCUAACCUGACCCACUGGGAGGGCCCAGAGCCCCAGCAGCCACUGGAGUUCCUGCGGACAUCCCUUGGAGGCCGCUUCUUGGUGUAUGAGUCCUUCUUGUACAGGAAGGAGAAGGCCGCUGGUGAGAAGGUGUACUGGAUGUGUCGAGAUCAGGCUCGGCUGGGCUGCCGCAGCCGCGCCAUCACUCAGGGCCGACGGGUCAUGGUGAUGCGGAGCCACUGCCACCCACCUGACCUGGCUGGCCUAGAGGCCCUGCGGCAACGGGAGAAGGCCCCGAGGCAGCGGGAGAAGGCCCCAAGGCAGCGGGAGAAGGCCCCCAGUGCAGCUAAGAAGAAAAAGAAGAAGAAGAAGAAGAAAGGAAAAGCAAAGAGCUAAAGCUGAGCAGCCAGUCUUGCUGAAGUGAGUCUUCUCUGGAGCAACAGAGGAGCGGCUGGCACCCCAGAUGCUUUCCGUCCACGCAGACAUUUCCCAUCAUUCAGAUGCGCUUGAUGACAACUCUUUUCACUCUUCCAAAGCACCUAGGACCGGCACAUUUCCUCAGAGGUCUCCCAAGAGGAGCGCUUGGACUUUGGGUGGUAUCCAAGCCAGAUGGGUGGCCUGUCCCAUGCUGCUCUCACCGUUAUGACCUUAGACGGCUGUGGAGAAGUGUCUGGACUGAUAUACCUCUGCCCCGCUCUGCUGUCCAGGCCUCAGCACCAUCUGCUUUCGGAGCAUGCUGCCUUGCAGGGAGCUUUCCAGUGGGGUGUGACCCUGUGUGAGCCCCAUGAAGUUCAGCCAAAUGAAGUCAUUCUAAGCCAGGAUGUGUAUGGGAACUUCCUGCCACCCUCUGAAGACAGUGCAAGUCACAGCAGGGUUUUGUUUGUUGCAUCUUUUAGGGACAGGGGUGAGGUCUUUAGUCACUUGCUGCUUGCUAAGGCACAUCCAGCCCUGACCAUGGCAGACAGGCCGGGCUAAAGGCUUCGCUGUACCUUCCUGGCAGACUUUGCACCCUGCAUUUUUUCCCAACUUAAACCUAUGUCCACAGUUCUUGGGAGCCAGCCCAGAGGUCAGGAGGAGGUGACACCAGGUGGACAUGCUCUAGUGGCAGUGGCACCACCGAGAAUUGCCCACCUGGUGUCACAUGAUCCACAAGGUCAGUUAGAUGGCAUCAGGGCCGCCUCCUGUAGAAGAGUUUAGCAGAACUAAGGAGCCACGCCAGCUGUGACACUCUAAUGUCCCCGGGAACUGCAGAAUUACCUGCGUGCUGCACCCAGGCCAGAGCUUUCCUCACCCUGUCACAGAGCUGCAUGCUCUUCUCCCUUAGCAAGCAAGCCAUGGAGAAGCCACCCCUGUGGGAUGGUAAUGGCCUGGUGCCUACCACUGGCUUCCGCUCAUCUGCUUCCCUCAAUAAACCCUGUGUAGCCUCAUGGUA